AUGUAUUCCAAGCUCACUGUUUCCUUCCUCCUUUCCUCUCUACUCUCCAUUUCCAAUGCGGCAGUCCAUGAAAUCGACGUGGGCGAAGACGGCCUACGCUUUUCGCCGGAGAGAGUGGACAACGUCUCCCAGGGAGAUGUCUUGAUCUUCAAAUUGUAUCCCGAGCACACUGUUAUUCAGAGUAACUUCGGCUCUCCCUGCACGCCCGCUGAAGGCGGAUUCUACAGCGGUCCGUUCAGCGGCACGGAUAACGGGAAAAAAGUAUUUGUGGUCAAUGUCACUGGUGAAGGGCCGUGGUAUUGGUAUUGUGGCGUGGACAGGCAUUGCCAGAAUGGGAUGGUUGGGGGCAGAAAUCUACCUUCUCAAGGCGAGACACUCGAUGCGUAUAAGAACAAGGCCAAAAAUGUACAGAACUCGGAGUCGCCUUCUCAGUUGUCCGGCGGCGUGCUCGUCGAGGAAGGGCAAAUCUCGUCCUUGACCGCUUCGGCCGCCUCCACUGCAACUGUGACUGCUACGUAA
Molecule: messenger RNA, 519 nt
Organism: Westerdykella ornata
Lineage: Eukaryota; Fungi; Ascomycota; Dothideomycetes; Pleosporales; Sporormiaceae
Exons: 2
Coding region: 1-519 (172 amino acids)
Source: RefSeq, a predicted model, not a curated record